Molecule: messenger RNA, 402 nt
Organism: Rotaria sp. Silwood2
Lineage: Eukaryota; Metazoa; Rotifera; Eurotatoria; Philodinida; Philodinidae
Source: the annotation of a GenBank genome assembly
AUGGCAAAUUUUACAUAUGAAUACAUUUAUGUUGCAAGUGCAAAUGCAAGUGGAUAUGAUACAGUCAUCGUAAGAAUGCCAAAUGUCCUUUUAAAUGAAUUUACCCAUUCACUGAUUCUUACAAGUACCAAUAGCAGUGUAUUUGCAUUGCCCUCUGUUGCAGUUGCUGCUGCUUCAUGGUAUCAUAAUUUACAAUUGAGUAUUGUUGGUUAUUAUGCUGGCACAGUUAUUGUGAGUGUAACUUUCACUCUUCAAGUAUUCGCAUUAUCCCAUCUAGUGUUCAAUGAGUUCACUAUAGUAGACGUUGUGAAGUUUAUAUCAUAUGGUGGUUUAAGAGAUCCAAGCAUAAAUGGGAGUGAUAAACAUUUUGCAAUGGACAAUAUGUGUUUAAAUUUUCCAUAA